Polypterus senegalus (gray bichir) is the source of this 1638-nucleotide messenger RNA. RefSeq names its product ST3 beta-galactoside alpha-2,3-sialyltransferase 7 (gene st3gal7). Gene Ontology annotation, molecular function: lactosylceramide alpha-2,3-sialyltransferase activity. NCBI's taxonomy places the organism in Eukaryota, Metazoa, Chordata, Cladistia, Polypteriformes, Polypteridae. The transcript is spliced from 9 exons. The record is from RefSeq and is a predicted model, not a curated record. The coding region runs from base 452 to 1549 and encodes 365 amino acids.
GGUACACAAACGGCAACUAUUAAGCAGCAGAGUCUGCAGCCAUGACUUUACUCUGCCAUCUACUAUGAAGUUCAUCUCUUCUUUGUCAUCACGUUCCUUUUUUCUUCCUGAUGUACUCUGGAAACUAAGCACAGAGCUUCAGAGAAGAAACCAACUUUGGAUAGGAUUGCAGUCCAUGAAAAGUGCAAACUCACUGACCUAACUAGAUGUUGUUGGCUUGUGGAAAGAAGACUUGGUCCUCAGUGGAAACCCAUAUAAUAAAACAAAACUAUAAAGCUGAUGCACACCAGAAAUGGCAUUUGGUUUGGGGAUUGCUGAUCCUUGAGUUUCCUCCUAGUGAUUAAAUCUUGGAUUAUAUGGUUGUGAGACAUGGACGCUAUCCAGUGACCUGAGACGAAGACUGGACUCCAUAGGCUAAAAGACAGAAAGGCCAUAGAAUGAGAGCUGUGGAAUGGAAGCUGUUGAGCAGAAAGAUUUCUUUAUUCACAGGAGGUACAAUUUGACUUGGGCCUUUGUUCUUCUGAUUGGAUGUUACCUGGCUUUGCUGUAUCCUGUUUAUUUCCCAAGGCAGAAAAUUAUUUGGAGAAAAUACAUGAAAGAACACCAACACAAUGAGGUGUUGCUGAAUCAUUCAGCAGAGCUUCUAAACCAGCCCUGUCACCUAAUGUGGAGCCAGGCAAGGCUGAGAGAAUUGUAUUCUGGAAAACUUGCUCCUGGAGUUCCAGUGUUCCUGCAAAUGGGUGAUGUUGGGAGUACUAAAUCAGGUCUAGAUAAGUUUCGGACUCCUUUUGGCCUCAAAGGCAAUACAAAAUUAGCUAUUAAAGCCUUACAAGGACUGCCUCACACCAGUUUAACUCCUGAACUGGUCAGCAGAACCUGCAAACGCUGUGUAGUUGUUGGGAGUGGAGGAGUGUUACACGGAAGCCGACUUGGUAGCCAUAUUGACAGGCACAAUAUCAUCAUUAGACUAAAUGAUGCACCAGUGACUGACUUUGAGGAAGAUGUUGGCUCACGAACAACUAUUCGCCUGACCUAUCCAGAAGGAGCCCCAAAGUCCCCUAAAGAGUACAGUAACAACACCCUCCUUGUCAUAGCCAUUUACAAAAGUGUGGACCUAGCCUGGAUCUCCAGCAUGGUAAAUAAACAGACACUGGGAUGGUGGACCAAACUUUGGUUUUGGAAAUCAGUAGUUGAAUCUGUUCCAAUUAAAGCAGAGAAUUUCCGAAUCCUAAAUCCCAAGAUUAUCCUUGAGACAGCUCAGGAACUUCUACAGUAUCCAGAACCCCACAAUACGAUGACUGCAUUUUCUCAGGUUCCUACUAUAGGGAUGACUGCCGUAAUUGCAGCAAUAAGACUGUGUGAUGAGGUCAGUUUGGCUGGCUUUGGCUACAGUCUCGAGCAACCUGAUAUGCCUCUACGUUAUUAUGAUACACUGCGCAUGGAUGCAAUGAAGGUACAGCCAAUACAUGAUGUGGAAACAGAAAAGAUCUUCUUAAGAACUCUUGUUCAUGCCAGGGUAAUAAAUGAUCUGUCUGGUGGUAUCAGCUAGUAAACAUGUUGUUCCAGUUUGUACCAACUUUAGUAUAUAGUGUAUAUAUACUGAUAUUUAUGUUUAAAAAAAAAAAAAAAUACAAAAAU